Messenger RNA from Glarea lozoyensis ATCC 20868, 1776 nucleotides. Its product is annotated as FAD/NAD(P)-binding protein. Gene Ontology annotation, molecular function: NADP binding; flavin adenine dinucleotide binding; N,N-dimethylaniline monooxygenase activity. The record is from RefSeq and is a predicted model, not a curated record. NCBI's taxonomy places the organism in Eukaryota, Fungi, Ascomycota, Leotiomycetes, Helotiales, Helotiaceae. Bases 1 to 1776 code for a protein of 591 amino acids. The transcript has 5 exons.
AUGGCUGAAUUACAGGCGAAAGAAAGAUUAAAGAGUAUUUCUGGCCAUUUGGCGAAUACGACGCGGGAGUCAGUGAGGCCGAAGUUUGAGUUGGAGGAUCAUAUGGUUGACUAUGUGAGGCCGUUGAGAGUUGGUGUUGUAGGUGCGGGAAUAUCGGGGAUAAGCGCAGGCGUCCUUUUACCUGCGAAAGUUCCUGGAAUCGACUUGACGAUAUAUGAAAAGAAUAGUGAUGUAGGUGGAACGUGGGUAGAAAAUAUCUAUCCAGGAGUACGAUGCGACGUACCAGCAAACGUCUAUCAAAGCACAUUUGCACCAAACACCCAAUGGACAGAAGCAUUCGCACAAGGUCACGAAAUCAGAAAAUACUGGCAAGACCUCGCCAAAAAGCACAACGUCUAUCAAUACGUCAAAUUCAGCAACCAAAUCCAACACGCCGAAUGGCUACCAACAGAGUCAAAAUGGGCCGUCACCAUCCAAGACCUCAAAAAUCAAGAGACAAGAGUCGAGAAAUUUGAUAUCUUCAUCACAGCAAUAGGACGUUUCAACGCGUGGAAACUCCCAGACUAUCCAGGAAUUGAAGAUUACAAAGGCCAUCUCCGGCACUCCUCAAACUGGGACCCCAGUUUCGAUCCCACCAGCAAAACAGUCGCAGUGAUCGGCAACGGCGCAUCCGGAAUCCAAGUUGUGCCCGAGUUGCAAAAGGUUGUCAAACAUCUCGACCACUACGCACGUUCACGAACCUGGAUCGCCGGAUCACUAGGCGGUUUGGAUCGCAAAGCCGAGCCCAUGUAUUUCAGCGAGGAGCAAUUGAAAGAGUUUGAGAACCCCGAGAAAUAUCUGGAGUUUCGGAAAGAACUGGAGAAUACGUAUUGGAAACGCUUUGGGGCGGUGAUGAAAGGGUCAAAGGAGAAUCUAGCUGCGAAAGAGGAGUUUAGGGAAUUAAUGCGAAGACGACUGGUUGAUAAACCAGAGUUGCUUGAUUUGAUAGUCCCAGAUUUCUCACCGCACUGCCGCCGCCUCACACCCGGCCCAGGCUAUCUCGAAGCAUUAUCCCAACCAAACGUCUCUUUCAUCCAGGACAAAAUCGCACGUAUCACGCCCACAGGCAUUGAAACCGUCUCCGGCGUUCAUCGUGAGGUUGACGCCAUAAUCUGCUCCACAGGCGCAAACACCGAUUACGCACUCCCCUUCCCCGUGAUCUCACACGGGACAAACUUGGCCUCAGCAUGGAAACCUGACGGCGAAUUCGGAUUCCCAUAUACGUAUCUGGGCAUCGCGACGCCUGGUUUCCCAAAUCUGUUUUACAUCCAUGGCCCGAAUGCGGCGGGGGCGAGUGGCACACUGCCGCAUAGUGUGGAGAAUCAGGUGGUUUAUAUUGCGAAGUUACUUAGGAAAUUAAGCAAUCAAGGGAUCAAAACUGUUGUGCCGAAAAAGGAGGCGGCGGAUGAUUUUGUGGAGUAUUGUGAUAGUUUCUUUCCUACGACUGUUUUGAGUGAGGAGUGUAGUUCGUGGUCUAAUGGUGGUAUACCAGGCGGUAAAAUCCACGGCCACUGGCCCGGAUCCUCAGCACACUCAACAUUUGUCCGGCGCUCACCUCGCUGGGAAGAUUUCGACUAUGAGCUUCUGGAUAACAACAAAAGUAAAAAUAGAUUCGCUUAUUGGGGUAAUGGAUGGACUAGUAAAGAGUUAGAUCCGGAGAGCGAUUUGACGCCUUAUUUGAAACAUCCUGAGAAAGUGGAUUUGAGGGAUUGGCAUGAAAGUUGGUGGGAUUUGUAG